GCCCCGACCGCAGGGGGCGCACCAGGGAGUCUCCGGGCACCGAGCGCGCCGCCGACGCCGCUACGUUGCCCCCUGGCCCCGGGGUGGGCGCUCGCGAUGGCUACUGCGAGCCCGGGGAAGGGGCGAGGCUGAGAAGGUGGCUCGUGGGGCUAUGGAGGGAAUGGGAGGCGGCGAGACGAAGUCUGUCUAAAUGCCAAUUCCCUGAAGUUCAGCGCAUCGGUUGUCAUUUCAUACCUUAAUGCAUAUUUAUGCUGCGCCGAAACAGGCUUCAUAAUUAACUCCCGGAGCAUCCGCAGAGGUUAAAGGGACCCCGAAGAUUUGUGCAUUGAUUGGGUAGCACGGCGGUGUGUGUAUGUGUGUGUGUGCGCGCGCGCGUGUGUGUGCGUGCGCCCCGUGCGAACCCAUUGAGAAGAAUAAUUAUUUUUCUCCACUGGAAGCUACAGCAGAGAAUCAGACAAGGAGUGAAGAGAGAGAGAAAGAGAUUGGAGAGGGAGAGAGAGAGAGAGAAAGAGACAAAGGAAGUGAGUGCGAGAGAGGAGACGGCUUAGCAUCCGAACUAUCUUCUCUGGUGAGCAGCCCCCAGCCUGGCCCAGGGCAUGCCCCAGUUCACUUUCGCUUGCUUCUGUGGCCUCCACGGUUUCUGCAAGAUGAAGAGGAAGAAGGAGGAAGUUCACAGAGAGCGGGAAACGGCGGUGUGAGCGGAGCCAGGGCCCCUUCUUCAGCCCCCAGCAGGUCCUAGGCCUGAGGCGCCUGCUUCUGUCUGAGGCUUGGAGCAGGAAGUUUCCAUCUGGCCAGGGCUCUUCUCAGGCGACCCGACCACCUGACCCCGUCUAACCUGUGAGCAUCAGCCUCCUGUGUGCCCUGGCCUCCUCCUGCCCCUGGGUUUCCAAUCCUGAGACCUCCCUGAAGAGAGGCCCCAGUCACACCAGGGCAAGCCCAGGACCUGCCGUGUGCCUUCCAGAGACUGAGAAGCCCCAGGGAGGCCCCAGGAACGGAGCUUCUUUCUGUCCUGAGGUCCCGAGGGCUCUGGGACUCUGCUCAGGGUAACCACUCCCAUGAGGGACAUGCUGCCUUGGGCCAGGGGAGCUGUUGCUAAAUGGGAAACUGGCUGCUCUGCCAGAGAAACUCCCAGCAGCCUUGACCGUGGGAGAGGCCUCAGGCAGGUAGAUGUGUGAGACAGACCUGCUCCAAGCCCAGGAUGGAGUCUCUCCUGGGAUGCCAGGACCUGAGGCGGGAGCCUCCACAGAGCCCAGAGCCGAGUCCACAGGAAUGUGGCCAGGAGAUGAGUCCUUUACCGUCUGUCCCCUCCCAGCGUCCCUUUGGGCCAGGCCUGAGGGAGGCCACCUGGCUGUGAGUGGCGUGGCUGUGCAGGGCCAGUGAGGGGCCGGGCAGACGUCUGUCCUCACCUUGCCCCAGCUCACAGCAGGCUCUGCGUCUCCCUCUGCACUGCUCUCUCCCACACUCCAGAAAGCAGCCUUCCCUCCAGCCCGGCCUCUCUGCCCACUCAUCUCCACUAUGUCUCCUCAGCAGCAGCUCAGAUGUGGGUGGCCUCCUUCCCAGGCCUUGACUCCCCUCCUCAGGGACUGCCUUCCGGGGCCAGACCAGGUGAUCCCUUUCCUGGACUAAACUGAGCCCUCCCUUUGUUCUCCCAUCUCCUGCCUCACUCACCUGCCCCUUCCUUCUCUUCUCAGAAGCCCUAGAGGGGGAAAUGCUGGCAUGUGGUGCCUUUAGGGGACGCUCUGGGAGGAGGGGGCCCUCUAAGACCUUCCUUGACUUGUCCCCUAAUCUCCUUACCUCCAGCAACCUUCAGGGUCAGAAUCUGUCUCCACUCCCAGCCUAUUUCCAGGAGGUAGGAAGCAAACAAAAAACCAUCUCCUUCCUUCGCUUCCUUCCUUGCCUCCCAUUCUGAUGAAACUCGGCCUCUGUCACUGUGCCUGGACCUCUCAGGUGCUAGAGGGUCGCAGCAACGCCAGCGGCAGAGACACUUUAGGCAGAUUCUGCGGCUUUAGCAAGUCUGCCCUCUACUUCAUCACAGGAACAAUUCAGCCCAGGAACAAAGUCACAGCCCCUCUGGCAUCCAGGGACAGAAUAACCUUUCUGAAACAUAACAAGUGACCUGGGUAGAGGAGGUCAGGGCCCCAGGACAGGAGGGGCUGUGUACCCCUCUCCUUGGAAUGUGGACCUCUCUGGGUAGUUAGGGAGGACAGGACACCUCCACUGUUUCAUGCAGAAACAAGGGCACAUUCUAUCCUGGCAGCCUUUGCCCGUCUCCCUCAAGCCCCACACGCAGGGGCAUUUCCUGGGCUUUUGGCGGAUUUGGUGGUAUCCAGGUCCUCUUUGCAAAGCUAGAGCACAGCUUAAGAUUUCUCUCCUCCCAUCCUCCAACCCCCUCCUUUGCCCUUACUGCCCAGCCCCAACCUUCUGCAAUCUGUUAUUUCCUUUUAUAUCCAAAGAAUUAUAAACAGAAGUCCUUCCCUCGAGGAAGGAGCAGUAAAGGCCAGUGGGGUCACAAGGGACAGAAGAAAAACCCCCUGGUUCUUCAGCCUCUUGGACAGCAGAGGCCUCGGUGAGGCAAAGAGAUGGGCAGAAACGCUUUCAAGGGUUCCUUGAUGGGCGGGAGAGCCCACCUGGAGGCCAGGUACGUCUCUAGCAGUUGCCUGCGAGGCUGCAGCCCCAGCGAAGUCACUCCUGUGGUGGAGGAUGAAAUUGUAUCCCUGGAGACAGAGGUGUUGGGUGUUCUGUCCUGACCACAUGGGCUCACCUGGAGGAAAGGUCAGGAGAGUGGGAAACAUACGCGGGAGGGGUGGCGAACGAGAGCUUUCCCCUGUGCUCUCAGGCUUGGCAGGCAUUUCAGCUGCAGGGGUUUGGCAGUGAGCCAGCUCAGAGAGCUGCUUCCCCCAGGGGAACUCCAUUGGCUCCGGAGGGAUACUGGAUAUCUUGAGCCCCUGCUAUGGGAACAUGGAGAGGUCCCAAGGUCAAGGCCCAGCUGUAUUUGCAGACAGCUGCCCUUGGCCUCCAAGCUGUGGCCCCUUUUUCAUCCAGGGCGAAGGUUGAGGCCAACACUGCAGCUGAGUAGGAGGCGGCAGCAGCUUCUAGCCAACUCACCCCACAAUCUAUCGUCCCUCAGUUUCCUUCUCAGGGAAAUGGGGACUUGGCCCCUCUCAGCAUCUCGAAGGGGAGCCCAGGGGAGAAGUUUAACCCAAAAAGGCAGAAGCAGCCCCCGCAUCCACAGACCAUGUGCCCCAAGCACCCGACUUGUAGCCCAGGCUUUUCUUCCUCCCGUUCCUUUUAGGUGCUGGGGGUGGGGUCUGGCUGCCUUGUUUCCUGCCCUGAGUCUCACGCCUUCCCAGAGGUCAGGUUGCACUGUUUUGUCCUCCCUGUUUCUAAUUUCCUCCACUCCAAUGUUCUCUCCCAGACCCUGCCUUGAGGUGGGGACGAAGAGCUCCAGGGGUGAGGCAGGUGGCAACAUGAGUAGACGAUUCCGAGGAGGGGUCGGGCCUCCUGGUCUUGCUGCGUGGCACUGAGUCCUCCUCGCAGACAGGUGAGACGGCUUAGCUUUCCCAUCUAUAAAAGGGAGAACGCCGCCGGCUCAUUUCCUCUCUAGUUCUGUGGGCUGUUGUGUGGUGGGAUAAAGAGACGUGAAGGGUGCUUGAGGCUCUUAUGACUUGAGUGUUGUCUGGGACCCUGGCCGGAGGGAUCCCGAGGAACUUCUUGUCUCAGGUCUUUUUUUAUUAGAAUGUCAUUUCCUUCUCCAUUCCCAGAGAAGGGCUUUCUGCAUGUAGCAUAUGGGUCAAUGGGAAUAUAUAGGAAGAUUGUUAUUUUUGGAAAAAAAAAAAAAAACAGCAAUAAUUUAACUAAC
Orcinus orca (killer whale) is the source of this 3859-nucleotide messenger RNA. RefSeq names its product BLACAT1 overlapping LEMD1 locus (gene BLACAT1). The coding region runs from base 597 to 698 and encodes 33 amino acids. NCBI's taxonomy places the organism in Eukaryota, Metazoa, Chordata, Mammalia, Artiodactyla, Delphinidae. The transcript is spliced from 2 exons. The record is from RefSeq and is a predicted model, not a curated record.